UAAUCUGCUCCGGAUGUAUUGGUUAGCGACAAGAAGGAAGCGGCUAGUCUUAACGGCUAGCAUUAGCUGUGUACUUAGCUUGUAUUACUACAGUUCGUUAAAAAGGGACACUUUCUUUUAGCAUACCAGUGAGAAUUAAAAGCGUAUUCGUAACUUAAAUAUAUAUGGAUACGAACAGAUAGUGGAGUAAGCCCAGCGAGAGGUAAAAGAGGUCCCCCCAUACAGCCGAUAACGAUUAAGUUAGCACAACAGUAGCUAGCUAGAUACACAAACGUUUGUUAGCAUUGUUGAAAUUACAGCCAUGACUCUGGCAGUUGACCGGGAACCCAGAAAGUCUGCGGGAAACCGUCUUUCAAAAUUGCUGGAUGCUGAAGAAGAGGAUGACUUCUAUAAAACCACGUAUGGAGGCUUCAACGAUGAAUCAGGAGAUGACGAGUAUCAUGGAGAACAUUCAGACACAGAGGAUGAGGUGGACAGCGACUUUGACAUCGAUGAGGGUGAUGAGCCAGACAGCGACAAGGAGGACGAUGCACCUCGGAGGAAAAGUCGGGUUGUUACUAAAGCGUAUAAGGAACCAAUAAAGGUGGCAAAACCCAAACCGAAAAAACCCUCCGAGGAACAGAAGAAGACUGAGAAAGUUAAAGUCGAGCUCAAAAGAAGGAUUCCACAAGAAUUCCAAGAUUUUGCAGAAACUGUUUCCCUUAAUCAUUCUUUAGCUCGGAAGUCUGUGCGACAGUCCACCAGUGAACAUACCCGAAAGACCAAUCUGCGCUUGCAAGAGCGUCAGGAUGCCCCUCGGCGGCGGAGAGGUGCUCAUCGGGACCGGCCCCUUACGCAGGAAGAACUGCUGGCUGAGGCCAAAAUCACAGAAGAGAUCAACAUUCAAUCUUUAGAGAACUAUGAACGUCUGGAGGCGGACAAGAAGAAACAUGUCCACAAGAAGCGGCGUUUUGAAGGACCCACCAUCCGUUACCAUUCUGUCCUGAUGCCACUCGUCUCUCAUUCAGUCUUAAAAGAAGAAAACGUAGAUGUUGAAGGGUUGGAUCAGGACGUCCCUCAGACUGCACCACAAAAUCCCACCACACCGUCCCAGCAGCCUGCCGGAGGCCUAUGCUCUCGUACUUAUAUAACUUUCAGCGAGGACGAAGCUUUCGAUGCGGCCUUUUCACACAGCGGCCAGUCGAGUCCUCAGCUGCCCGUCCAGGAGGUUUGUCCUGUCACCCACAAGGCCGCACUGUACCGAGACCCGGUCACUGAUAUACCAUAUGCUAACACACGGGCCUUCCGCAUCAUCCGAGAAGCGUACCGUAAAUAUGUUGCUGCUCAUGGAUUUCCAAACACUUCGGGUGGGGGCACGGGACUUGACUCCUCGGCAAUGAAGGGUUCCCGCCAGAAAAUGGUUCUCAAGCAGAGUGCUAUGGCAACAUAGAUUUGUUUCAAAAACUAUUAAACGUAUUAGUUCAGGCAGAGUGACUUGGUGGAGUGACAUCAGGAACCGGGGGGUGAAUACCUUUUGUUCUUCACACGACUGUCUACAUCUAGUUUUAUCUCCAUCCAUACAAACUGUCAUUGGCACCAGAGUUUGGGGAUUCAGCAGUCAAUGUGAUUAUUACCUCACAGUUGUUGAAGCAAUUGAAGGCAAAAUAUGUUCAGUGCUGUUGUUGACUUGACACAGCAGGAAAUGACAAGACGUGAAAUAUCUUGGUAAAAAAACACAUUCCCUUAAACUGCAAAUAAAAGAAGCUACCUAUGUCUCUGUGCAUAAAUUCAUUUUGUAAAUGUUCACCCUGAUUGA
Molecule: messenger RNA, 1795 nt
Organism: Cottoperca gobio
Lineage: Eukaryota; Metazoa; Chordata; Actinopteri; Perciformes; Bovichtidae
Gene: vps72a
Product: vacuolar protein sorting 72 homolog a
Exons: 6
Coding region: 302-1429 (375 amino acids)
Cellular component (GO): nucleus
Source: RefSeq, a predicted model, not a curated record